Molecule: messenger RNA, 805 nt
Organism: Salvia splendens (bonfire salvia)
Lineage: Eukaryota; Viridiplantae; Streptophyta; Magnoliopsida; Lamiales; Lamiaceae
Product: UDP-glycosyltransferase 83A1-like
Exons: 1
Molecular function (GO): UDP-glycosyltransferase activity
Source: RefSeq, a predicted model, not a curated record
CCAAUCGGCCCGCUAAAUUUACUCAACUCCAACAAUUCAACACCUACCAAUUUUUAUUCAGAAGACUCGUCCUGCUUAAGCUGGUUGGACAUCAAACCGGUUGGAUCAGUUGUGUAUGUUUCAUUUGGAAGUUCCGCAUUUUUCUCUCAACAACAGCUGGAUGAGUUGGCUCUUGACCUUGCCAACGGGUCACCAGCUGUGUACCCUGAUGGGUUCUUGGAGAGAGUCAGUGAGGUCGGGAAGAUUGUAGGGUGGGCGCCACAAGAUAGGCUUCUUUCGCAUCCAUCUAUUGCUUGUUUUUUGUCGCAUUGUGGAUGGAAUUCGACUAUGGAAGGAACGUGUAAAGGGGUCCCUUUUCUAUGUUGGUCUUAUUUCUCGGACCAAUAUCAUAAUGAAAGGUACAUUGGUGAUGUGUGGAAGAAUGGAUUGAAAAUGGAAUUUGAUGAAGAGGGGAUUAGAUCAAGGCAUGAAAUCAAGAAGAAAAUUAGCAUGGUGUUUUUUUAUAAUAAAUUUAAGGAAAAUGCAGUGAAGCUCAAGGAAAUUUGUUGCAAGAGCAUUGGUGAGGGAGGGUGGUCUUAUAAGAAUUUGGAGAAAUUUAUUGAUCAUCUUGGAAGAUGAAAGAUGAUAUAUUCUGAAUUUGUAUAUGGAAUGUCCAAUUUGUUUUUUUGGCUUGGUAAUGUUUUUUUUUAUUUUCUUUUACGUAUUGAACAUAUAUAGUGAUCCAAUAAUUGUAUUUGUCUUAUCAGGAGAAAUUAUGGUCAAUUUUUUAUAGAAGGAUAUGAAAUUGGAUUUGAUUUUUGUUAAA